Penaeus vannamei (Pacific white shrimp) is the source of this 1270-nucleotide messenger RNA. RefSeq lists its product as uncharacterized. NCBI's taxonomy places the organism in Eukaryota, Metazoa, Arthropoda, Malacostraca, Decapoda, Penaeidae. The record is from RefSeq and is a predicted model, not a curated record.
GGGCAUCAGUUCCACCCCAUCUCUCCAUCAGCUCACAAGCCGGGUACACUGAGAACCAUGUGGAAGGAAGUACUGCUAGUUGGCUUUGCGAGUGUUGUCCUGCAGGCCCCGCAGGCACAGAGCGCAGCAGAGAGCGUACCCUUCCCCGGCUAUCUUCCAGGCGAGAAUGUCAGGGCGAAGGCACCCGAAGGAGACGGAGGCCCCAAUGACAUCUACGCCCAUCUACCUGUACGGCGUCCCGAGCUGGACGACGACCAGGUAGUCAUCUACCCGCACAGUCUGGUCUUCGAGUACGGCCAAGACCCAGAGCAUCACAUCUACGAAGUGCACUCGGCCAAGGAACUGGCCAAUCUCGCACACUCCAAGCACGACAAGCAUGGCAAGCACGCACACGACCACCACCAUCACGAUAAGGGCACCAAGGAAGCAGCAGCCAAAGGCACACCCAAGAACCUCAAGCCCGCCCCUCCUGUCAGCAAGUCUGUUCCUCCUCCUCCUCCUCCUUCUCCUCGUCCUGCUCACCCCCAUCCCCUCCCACCUCAGCGCCCCCAUUCCUAUGGCCCUCCCCCUCCUCCUCCCCAUGGAUCCUACCCUCCUCCUCCCGGCGCCUAUCCUCCUCCUCGUCCCUAUCCCUACCAAGCUCACCGCGGUUAGAUAGGUGACCCUCUCCCCGCUUCUGUAUAUAAUGCUGUCAUUCUUCCUCCUCUAGGCUUAGGUUCCAAUGCCCAUUUCAUUAUGCUAGCUUCCCCUUUCACACCCCCGUCCUUAUAACAUUCGUGUCCGAUUAACUGUGAAUAUCCCGUAGAGAAAACUAAUCCAGUUUAUGGGAGUUUAAAGCCACGCAGUUCUUCUAAGGAAAUUAUUUUCACUGCUCAAUACUAAAGCGUGGUUCCCAUGAACAAAAUCCUGAGCUCCCCAUCCUAUCGUUCCGUCAUGUUCCUAUAUCGUCGUCAGCAGGUGUUAUCCUGCGUUAUCCUUCCCCAGUGCUUGAAUGCGACGCACUAACCAUGCCCUUUGCCAGAAACAGCAUCCUUGCCCAGACCCCGUAUCCUCGUCUGCCCCCGUCGGCCUGUCACAUCGUUACCCCAUCAUUGCCGUCCCAAGUCCUGUACCCCAGAGUCCUGCCGCUCACCCCGUCUAACGGAUGACGACUAACAAUUUUGCUAGCUGAGCUCCUUUGCCUGGCUACAGAUCCUCCCCCGUCCUGUCCCAUGCAACCAUGAUCCUUCAUUUACUAACGGUCUCAUGCCCAUUCGUCUCCAGCCUCCUU